CUUUGACAGCAAUUUGUAUGAAUGGUUGAGUUUUCGGUUGAGAUGGAGGACGGUUAGACGCCUUCCUUCCUUUCCGCCAUUUUCCGCAACAAUUUGAAGUUGGGAAGAUUGCGAAUGAGUCUGCAUGGAUUAAUCGAGCAAUGAGUGAAGUAGGAUGGCGUUCGUCAUGGCUGUGGAGCCCAAAGGAGAGGAAGUGCCUCUCCCUCCUCCAAAUGAGAACUCACAGCAGAGCUACCCUUCUCCAAAUCCAUGCAUUCAUGCUCCGUCAUGCCCUUGAAGCUAAUCUCAACCUCAUCACGAAGCUGAUCACGGCCCUCUCCUCGGUAGAUCCGUAUUGCGGUACCCGACACGCGCGCCGGCUGUUCGAUAAAAUGCCGCAGAGGUCUGAUGUUUUCCUGUGCAAUACCAUGAUGAAGUCCCACCUGUAUUCCCGCGAUUUUUCGGAGGCCGUGGGUUUGUAUGUUUGUUUGCGGAGGAACGAAGGGUUUGUGCCGGAUAAUUACACUUUUUCCACACUGGCCAAGUGCUGCGGCUUGAAUUGUGCAAUUUGGGAAGGAAUGGAAGUGCAUGCUCAUGUGGUGAGGUAUGGGUUUAAGUCUAGUUUGUAUGUGGCGACGGCGCUGGUAGACAUGUAUGGGAAGCUGGGGCAGAUGGGUGUUGCGAGAAAAUUGUUUGAUGAAAUGACUGAGAGGAGUUCCGUGUCGUGGACUGCACUGAUUACUGGGUAUAUCAGGGGUAGAGAUAUGGAUACCGCGACAGUCCUUUUUGAUAUGAUGCCUGAGAAUGAGAGAGAUGCAGCUGCAUUUAAUGUGAUGAUUGAUGGGUACGUAAAGUUAGGUGAGAUGGGGUUGGCUAAGAAGUUGUUUGACGCAACGCCCGAGAAAAAUGUGGUUUCUUGGACAACUAUGAUCGAUGGUUACUGUAGCAAUGGUGAUGUAGAAGAAGCUAGGUUGUUGUUUGAUACAAUGCCCAAUAGGAAUCUGUACUCAUGGAAUGCAAUGAUUGGUGGAUAUUGUCAGAAUAAGCAAGCCAAUGAGACGUUAGUGUUAUUCCAGGAAUUGCUAGCAGAGAAAAUGUUUGAGCCAGAUGAUGUUACAGUUGUUAGUGUUCUUCCAGCUAUUGCAGAUUUAGGUGCUCUGGAUUUAGGGAAUUGGGUAUAUGAAUUUGUCAAGAGGAAUAAGUUGGACAGGUCUGCAAAUGUUUCAACAGCACUGGUUGAUAUGUAUGCUAAAUGUGGGGAGAUUGAGAAAGCAAGAAGAGUUUUUGAUGACGUGCAAGGAAGAGAGACCUGUACAUGGAAUGCUUUGAUUAAUGGUCUGGCACUCAAUGGGUGUGCUAAGGAGGCAUUAGAAGUGUUUAUGGAGAUGAGGAGAAAGGGGUUUAAGCCCGACGAAAUCACCAUGCUUGGUGUCCUGUCAGCUUGUAACCACGGUGGUUUAGUGGAGGAAGGGAAAAGAUGGUUCAGUAAAAUGGGGGAAUUUGGGUUUACUCCUAAAAUUGAGCAUUAUGGUUGCUUAGUCGACCUCUUGGGUAGGGCGGGAUGUCUGGAGGAAGCUGAAAGGUUGAUUGAAGGCAUGCCUUAUGAGGCUAAUGGCAUCAUAUUGAGUUCUUUGCUGUUUGCUUGUGGUUAUGCUAAGGACCUUACUAGGGCAGAGAAGGUGGUGAAGAAGGCAAUUACUCUGGAGCCAGGUAAUGAUGGUAAUUACAUCAUGUUGAGGAACUUGUAUGCAGCUGAGAGAAGAUGGAGAGAUGUGGAACAAAUCAAACGGUUGAUGCUAACCAGAGGGGCUAAGAAAGAGGUGGGCUGCAGUGCCAUUGAGGUCAAUGGCCAGGUGUUGGAGUUUGUGGCUGGGGAUAACCUGCACCCACAUUUGAAGGCAUUGCAUUUGGUCUUGGAUCAAUUACGGAUGCACAUGAAGGUGAAGAACUCACUCCCCAGUGAAGAUUGUAAAGCAGGUGAAGCUUAAUGGGAAAGAUCCUGAAUUUUGUGAAGUGAAUUAAGAUACUGAUGCUGGCCAGAGGAAAAUGGAGACUAACUGGGGUUAUAGUGCCAAUGAGAAUAGAUAGCACAGUUCAGGGUUUGUGCUAACUUUAGGCUGCAGUCAUAGUGGGGGUGAUGCAUUUGCUCGUAGAAAUGCAGAUGCACGUACUGAGAAUCUGAAUAGAUGUUUGAAACUUUUCUUUCCUCUGACAUAUCCUUUGUUGAUGAUUAACAUGAUAGUCACAGGGAUGAGUGAUAUGCUACUGAUAUGAGUCACAAAGUUAAGUGUUGACCUUGAAGGCUGGAUUUAGAGGCUGUAAUACAGAGCACAUAACAGAUACGGAAAAAAAAUUUUGGGGUGUGGGCGUCGGCAUUUUAGUCUUGUACUAUCUUAAGUUCUUGAUACUUGAAGGUAUUCAAUACGUCCAUGGAGGAUUCGAAAAUAUUGGCAGAACUAUUUAAUUUUUUAUGUGGUAUAUUGGCUGCCAAAUAAAGCCCAUAGCGACUUGAUCCUGAACCUUACUAGUGAUUAUGCAAUUAUGGAGACUAAAGGUUUUCAGACGUGCAGAUCUGAAAUCAGACAGAAUGCCGGAACUGUGCUGUUGUUCCUUGCUUCCUUGUAGACUGAAGUCAAAAGCAAAGCCAGGAAUCAGGUUAUAUAAGUGGACCCCUUCAUCCUCCGGUUGCUGAUUACCUCCACUAAAAGCCACUGCAAAUGUCUGUCCGAGAUUCUUUCUCAAUAUAUUCAUCACGGCAGCCAUGUUUCCAAGAUGAGCGUGUUCAUGAGCUUCAUGGAAGAGAACUCAGUCGUUUCUGACUCAAAAUUGGCAACAGCAGGCAAGUUUUAACAAACGAAUGGCAGUCAAUGUGUGUUUCCAUAGAAUUGAAGAAGAAUGUGAAUCUUAGCAAGUUACAUGACUCCAGCCUCAUAUGUAUCUGGAAUCGCAACAUAGUCCAGCCCCUACAGCAGACAAGAGAGCCGAUGAGUAGACUGUUUUUCCCAGCUGACAUUUGCUUAAGAUCAUCCUUGAUACCUUUUUGUGCCUCUGGCCACAGUAUUGCUCUUAUUGCCACCGAACCAUCUAGGAAUUUUCUUGGUAUUGAUCGUAUUAUGAAUAGACAAGAAAAAAGCAGAAUUUGCUUUA
Messenger RNA from Sesamum indicum (sesame), 3126 nucleotides. It is a transcript of the gene AHG11, whose product is annotated as Pentatricopeptide repeat (PPR-like) superfamily protein. NCBI's taxonomy places the organism in Eukaryota, Viridiplantae, Streptophyta, Magnoliopsida, Lamiales, Pedaliaceae. Gene Ontology annotation, biological process: RNA modification. Gene Ontology annotation, molecular function: RNA binding; protein binding. The record is from RefSeq and is a predicted model, not a curated record.